Molecule: messenger RNA, 243 nt
Organism: Rhizoctonia solani
Lineage: Eukaryota; Fungi; Basidiomycota; Agaricomycetes; Cantharellales; Ceratobasidiaceae
Exons: 2
Coding region: 1-243 (80 amino acids)
Source: RefSeq, a predicted model, not a curated record
AUGGCGCCCCCUGUGCUAAGGGGUUUGCUCCACAAGAUGGAUGAGGAACUUCAAGCUCUUCACAUGGCCAAGCAGGAGCUGCAGAAGGCACAACAGGGGCUUCUGGUGGCUAUUGACAAGAAGAUGAAGGAGAACACCAUGGUCAGCAAUCAGCUUUUGCUUCUUGAGCUCCAUCUUAGCCUGUUGGGCAAACAGUCUCAACACUCAAAGGGAGAUUGUACAGGCAUGUUUAGAACAAUGUAA